UGUUUGUCAUGAAAAAUCUUUAUGUAUCAUUUACAUAAAUAUUGAUAUAUGUUAUAGUCCUGUACAUCUGUAUAUCUUUCUGUAAUAUGAUUAACAUUUUGAUAUUUGGAGGAUCUUGUUUUAAAUUCUCGUAUCUCCAAGAUGAUAUAAUUGUUACGAGUAUUAAACGAGCUGUAUUAGUCCUACUUUUGCAUGUUGAGCCAUCAACUCUCCACAUUAGCGCGUUGACAUGCGUAACAUUACCUCGUUUAACUUUCAGGUGGUCAGCUGAUGCUCCUCUCUGCUGUUGACUCUCUAACCCCGCCCUCUUGGAGCGCAUGGGGACAGUGAACCAAACAGAGAGGGGGGAGCACGAGCAGUAGCAGCAGCAGGAGGAGGAGGAGGAGGAGAUCCACAACUUGGGCUUCUGGAGCCGGUGCUUCCCCUGGCGCGGUGCAGUCACAGCUCACCACCGGACCGGUAUACACUAUCUGCGGAGAGGGAAGUGAGCCGCACCGACUGAGAAAGAUGCAGGCGGAGGACAUGGAGAGCUCCAUGGAGUCUCCAAACCUGGAGUUUGAGUACGGAGACACAGACGCACUGACUGCUGAGCUUUCAGAGCUCUACAGUUACACAGAGGAGCCAGAGUUUGCCCUAAACAGAGACUACUUUGAGGAGGACUUCAGGAGCCAUGCUCGAGGCCGGCGGUGGAUCGAGCUGACGGUGGAGGAGCAGAGGUCCCAUGUGAUGAGGCUGCUGGACGCGCUGGAGGUGACGGACAGAGACAAGAGGCUGAAGGUGGCCAGGGCCAUCCUCUACUUGGCUCAGGGAGUGUUUGAUGAGUGCGACACAGAGGUGGAUGUGCUCCACUGGUCCAGACACAAUGUCUUUCUGCUCUACGACAUGGGCAUCUUCACGGCACUGCUGGAGCUGCUUAGCAUGGAGAUAGAUAACAACCAGGCAUGCAGUAGUGCGGUGAGGAAGCCUGCCAUCUCUCUGGCAGACAGCACAGAGCUCAGAGUCCUACUGAGCAUCAUGUACUUGAUAGUGGAGACCAUUAGAGUUCAAACGGAGGAUGACAGACCUGAAUGGAGAGCAGCAAGAGAAGCCUUCAAGAAUGAGCUAGGUUCCCCUCUGUACAACGGAGAGCCCCUCGCCCUGCUCCUCUUCACCAUGGUGACCAAGUUCUGCAGCAUGAAUGCCCCGCACUUCCCCAUGAAGAAAGUGCUACUGCUGCUCUGGAAGACAAUACUGUUCACCUUGGGGGGCUUCGAGGAGCUUCAGGAAAUGAAGGUGCGUGGCCGGGAGUGUCUGAACCUGGCCCCGCUGCCAGAGGACAGCAUCAAGGUGGUCAGGGCCAUGAGAGCGGCCUCACCCCCGGCCUCUGCCAUGGAGCUCAUUGAACAGCAGCAGCAGCAGAAGAGAGGUCGCCGCAGCCGCAGGAGUGCCUUUGUUGAUAGCUUGGAAGGAGACAGUCCCUUUCCCAAGAAGCAGCCCCUGGUCAAGCAGGACAGCCUUGACACAUACAACGAGCGGGACCCUUUCAAGAACGACGACGCCCGGGACGAGGAGGAGGACCCCGAGGACACAGACAGCGGCAUCGAGGGCGAGGUGGACCCCUUGGAUCGCGACGUCAUCAUCCAGCCCCCACCUCCGCCGCCUCCCCUCAGGCCUCCCACAGAACGGGUCAACUUCCCCAAGGGCCUUCCCUGGGCCCCUAAAGUCAGGGAGAAAGACAUCGAGCACUUCCUUGAGACCAGCAGGAACAAGUUCAUCGGGUUUACUCUGGGAAAUGACACAGAUACCCUGGUGGGCUUGCCCAGACCCAUCCAUGAGAGCGUCAAGACUCUUAAACAGCACAAAUAUGUGUCCAUCGCUGAAGUCCAGAUCAAAAAGGAGGACGAGCUGCAACAGUGUCCCAUGAGUCUGGGAGAUGAGGAGGUGGCGGAGACGCCAACAGAGAUGCUUUACCUGGGCAUGCUUCCUAACCUCUCCCAGUACGUGAUUGCCCUCCUGAAGCUGCUGCUGGCUGCAGCUCCAACCUCCAAAGCCAAAACUGACUCCAUUAACAUCUUGGCUGAUGUGCUGCCUGAGGAGAUGCCUAUCACAGUCCUUCAGAGCAUGAAGCUGGGAAUUGACGUGAACCGUCACAAGGAAAUCCUCGUCAAGGCCAUCUCUGCUCUGCUGCUGCUGCUCCUCAAACACUUCAAACUCAACCACAUUUAUCAGUUCGAGAUUGUCUCCCAGCACCUGGUGUUUGCUAACUGUAUCCCACUCAUCCUCAAGUUCUUCAAUCAGAACAUCAUGUCCUACAUCAGUGCCAAAAACAGCAUAUGUGUGCUGGACUUUCCCCACUGUGUGGUCCAUGAGAUGCCUGAGCUCACAGCCGAGAGCCUGGAAGCGGGAGACAGCAACCAGUUCUGUUGGAGAAACUUGUUUUCUUGUAUCAAUCUGCUGAGAAUAUUGAACAAGCUGACCAAGUGGAAACACUCCCGAACAAUGAUGCUGGUGGUGUUCAAGUCCGCCCCCAUCCUAAAGAGAGCUCUCAAGGUGAAGCAGGCCAUGAUGCAGCUCUACGUCCUCAAGCUGCUUAAGAUCCAGACCAAGUACCUGGGCCGCCAGUGGAGGAAGAGCAACAUGAAGACCAUGUCAGCCAUCUACCAGAAGGUCCGCCACAGGCUCAAUGACGACUGGGCCUAUGGAAAUGAUAUCGACGCGCGCCCCUGGGACUUCCAGGCGGAGGAGUGUGCCCUGCGGGAGAGCAUUGAGAAGUUCAACAGCCGGCGCUACGACAAGAACAAGAACGGAGACUUCGUGCCCGUGGACAACUGCCUGCAGAGCGUGCUGGGCCAGCGCGUGGAGCUGCCCGAGGACUUCCACUACAGCUACGAGAUGUGGCUGGAGAGAGAGGUCUUCUCCCAGCCGAUCCAGUGGGAGGGGCUGCUGCAGAAUCCCUGAUGGAGGGACAGGGAUGGAGAGUGUGGGGUUAGGGUUGGGGGGUGGGGGUGUUGGUUGUGGAGAAGUCCCACACUAGCCUGUUUGGUUUCAGGGUGAGUUAUGGAGUCCGCGGAGAGGAGGAGGGAGGAAUGGUGUUAUGCUUCUCAUCCGUGAUGGACGGAUGGGGGAGGGUGAAGAGAAAGAAGCUGGAGAUGGAGAAGCCACCUUCCAGGCUUUGCCGUGAUGGGAGAAGAUGGAAGAUGAAGUGUAAUAUGGAGCAAAUUUGACGAACGAAUGGAGCUGCCUACUCUGUGCUCAGCACAAAUAGAUGCCACACACAUACACACACACAUGACGCUAACAUGUGCCUAUGACUACUGUGAACACACAUGGACGUGGCAAGAACAGAGGUAGCAGUUGAUAAGAAUCCGCUGUAGCAGGAGACUGUUUCGGCCAGUUAUACUGCCCCCCCCCCCCCCCCAAAUAUCUUCACCACUUUGUCAAUUUAUAUGUCCCCCUUUUUUUAAAUGUUGGUGCCUUUUUGAAUCCUCAGUAAUGUUUUCCUAUUUAUUUGUAUCAAUGUGUGUGGUUAAACAAUUUUUUUUUAUGAAGAUGUAAAUUUACAUGAUUUCUAAUCGGUUCAUCUCUUUUUUUCACACAAAGCCUAUUGUAGGUAUUGGGUUGUGGUUUGUAGAUGAUGGAUUUACAAGUUUUUCUUAAGUGUUUUCUAAAAAAGGCCUUUUGGAAGCAAACCACAGGGUAAUUUUGAUAGUCUAAAUGUAGACAUGGGAGCAAUUUCCACUAAUGGCAUAUUGAUCUCGCAUAUGUCACCAGAAAAGAAAAGAAAUAUACCAGCAGUAAGUGGGUUUGGGUUAGGGUCUGUUUGUGAACGUAAAAUGUGUGCGGAAAGAAAAGAAUUAUACGCAAACAGGGCAGAUGUGUGGAGGAUGGUUUGGAGUGAGAAAUAGUAUUCUGGAAGAAACUGUAUUGUGUUUGUUCUCUUUUAAAAUAGAAAAUGUACCUUUUAUAUAGCGUCCUUGCUAUUCCAGAUAUCUUAUGAACUUUGAAUUCAGAAAUCACAGAAACAAAUCUGUCAUCACUGAUGUCAUCCAGGAUUUGUUCAUGCUCGCAUAUCGAACCUACGGCCUGUUGUGUUCCCAUAGAAAAUCUCAGUGAGGUGGCACGUCUCUGAGUUGUUUUAUGGAACCAUCCUGGGCUAAUCAAACCUCAGCUAUGAGAAUAAUUAACAAUUGUGAAUCCCUGCUUGAACCAGCUGACUCCGACUCUUAUCUAUCUGCCUGACAAACAGCACAAUAUGUGAGACACCGGGCCCCUUGGAGAUGGCCUUGUUAGGGAACUUUGCCACCCUCGCUUGGAAGAACACAGCUGUCACAAAAAUGGUGCUGUUUUUCUUAUUUGUCUUCACUGUACCUUAUCCGUUCCUUCAUGUCCAACUACCUAAGCGGGGCUCCAGAGUCAAGAGCUCUGGUUUGUUUCCCGUAAAUGUCUGAAACUGAAGCACACAAACAAGCAUGUUUGCCUUUCUUUUACAUCAUUCUCGCUUGGUUCAGAUUGUUGCCUCGAGGGGUCAAAAGCAGUCAUUUUUUACUUCGGCAUAGAACAAUACUUUUGACACGCAGUCUUGUGCUUCUCUGUGCAUGGCCACUGUUUUGUUUUGGGUACCUGGUGACAUUUAAAUAUGGUCUUUGGAAUUUUUUCUAAUGUUUCCAGCACAAUUAGAAGUGUACUUUUUUUCCUCUCAAAGUCAGUGUUCUGCGUUACAUGGGUGUUUUUUUUGUCUUCUUCAGGAAGGUGAAAUUGUUAAAAAUCAUAUUGUAUACUUUAUAGAUUCUCAGGUUUAUGGAGAUAAUAUAUUGCAAAAGUUUUUAAGCUUCCUUGCCAUCAUCUAGCUCACUACCUGUAGUGAUGAAUACACCUUUAUCAUCACAUUCUUGUAUGAAAAUAACACCUCUAGCACUAAACAUUUACUGCAUAGGCUGUACAUUUACACUGAACACAAUAACUCAUUGUGCGUUUGUAUUUACGUCAGCGACAUUUCCAGUUCAGAUGUAUUUUUUUGUAUCUUGUGCCAAAUUUGAGUGCCAUUUUCUGUUUGUUUUUUCAUCGCUGUUGCCUUCGUGAGCACAUGUAAGGUUAUUCAUUCAAAUCACAGCUGAAGGUUUGCAAUACAAAGUCUUUAUUUUCUACGGGAAAAUUGUACAAUCAAUAAAAAUUGCUGUUUCUUGUAUCUGGUACAGUAUUUUACCAGAAUUGUUUAACAUUGUAUAGGUGUUACUAUGGUAUAUAUACAUGUGUGUUUUUGUUACAUUUCCAUAUCUGAAUAGUCCAAAUGAAUACUCAACACUGCAGUUGUUCAGGGGUAUGUGCAAUUACAGAUCCAUAUAGGCAUUAUUCAAUGCAAUGACAAAGUACAAUAUCAGAGCUGCUUAUUAAACAAUGUUGAACAGUU
Molecule: messenger RNA, 5386 nt
Organism: Anarrhichthys ocellatus (wolf-eel)
Lineage: Eukaryota; Metazoa; Chordata; Actinopteri; Perciformes; Anarhichadidae
Gene: strip2
Product: striatin interacting protein 2
Exons: 22
Coding region: 508-2937 (809 amino acids)
Biological process (GO): cytoskeleton organization
Cellular component (GO): cytosol
Source: RefSeq, a predicted model, not a curated record